AAGUCUCUCGUCCCCUCCUUUAUCUGCCGCCACUAUAUCGCUUUUACCAUACAAAAUUCAAUCUAAUCAUCCACGCCUUCCACCCACUCUCUCUUUCGCUACAAUGGCCGAAACGGCAAUUCGUUUUGGGAUAAUCGGCUGCGCGGAGAUAGCCAGAAAGCUCUCACGCGCAAUAACACUCGCACCUAACGCGCAACUCUCGGCCAUUGCCAGCCGUACGGUGGAAAAAGCGGUGGCGUUUGCAAAAGCCAAUAACUUUCCUUCCGACGCGAAGAUAUACGGCUCCUAUGAGUCCUUACUUGACGACCCGAACAUCGACGCCGUAUAUAUCCCUUUGCCUACCAGUCUUCACGUGAAAUGGGCUUGUUUGGCUGCUGAGAAAAAGAAGCAUGUCUUGUUAGAGAAGCCAGUAGGGCUUAAUGUUGGCGAGUUUGAUAAAAUUUUGGAGGCUUGUGAGGCUAAUGAAGUGCAAAUUAUGGAUGGCACAAUGUGGAUGCAUAAUCCAAGAACUGAAAAGAUGAGACAGUUCUUGAGCGAUAAGGAGCGUUUUGGAGGGCUCAAAACAAUACACAGCUGCUUUACAUUUGCUGCUGACGAGGACUUUCUCAAGAAUGACAUUCGUGUCAAGCCAGAUCUUGAUGGUCUUGGUGCUCUUGGUGACGCUGGGUGGUAUGGUCUUCGUGCAAUUCUCUGGGCUGCUGACUACGAACUGCCAAAGACUGUUGUAGCAUUGCGUGGGCCUAUUUUAAAUGAUGCAGGGGUUAUUUUAGCCUGUGGGGCUUCUUUUCAUUGGGAAGAUGGCAAAGUAGCAACCUUCCAUUGCUCUUUCUUAACACAUUUGACGAUGUACAUAACUGCAAUUGGAACAAAGGGAACUUUGCAUCUCGAUGAUUUCAUCAUUCCUUUUAAUGAGAAGGAAUUUUCUUACACAGCAUCUUCAAAAUGUUGGUUCAAUGAACCUGUCACCGGGUGGGAUCCAUUGCCAAGUCAGCACACUGUUUUCACUGAUCUCCCUCAGGAAGCUUGCAUGGUGCGAGAAUUUGCUCGGUUGGUUGCAAAUGUUAAGGCAAAUGGAGCAAAACCAGAUCAAAGUUGGCCGAGUCGCAGUAGAAAAACACAACUGUUACUGGAUGCAGUAAAGACAUCCAUCGAGAAAGGUUUUGAACCAGUUGAGGUUACAAAUUGAUGGGGACUUUGCUUAUGUUCAUUGUUUGUCUCUUUGAUGUGAGAAGUAAGAUUUCUGCGAUCGUGUUCAGUUAAACGCCUAAUAUAACGUUUAUUAUGUGUACUGCCUUAGAAAAUAUGCCAUGAAUUUCAAUCUGGGAUUGUUGCUGUAAUAAAAUCGACGCCCUUAGUUGCUACUUGGAUUUAUCUGUGUACUUCAUCU
Messenger RNA from Jatropha curcas, 1387 nucleotides. RefSeq names its product Oxidoreductase family protein. The record is from RefSeq and is a predicted model, not a curated record. Gene Ontology annotation, molecular function: nucleotide binding. Lineage: Eukaryota; Viridiplantae; Streptophyta; Magnoliopsida; Malpighiales; Euphorbiaceae.